This is a messenger RNA of Penicillium atrosanguineum, 2937 nucleotides long. Its product is annotated as putative AP-3 complex subunit delta. Lineage: Eukaryota; Fungi; Ascomycota; Eurotiomycetes; Eurotiales; Aspergillaceae. Gene Ontology annotation, biological process: Golgi to vacuole transport; protein targeting to vacuole. The transcript is spliced from 6 exons. Gene Ontology annotation, cellular component: endosome membrane; AP-3 adaptor complex; membrane coat. The record is from RefSeq and is a predicted model, not a curated record. Bases 1 to 2937 code for a protein of 978 amino acids.
AUGCACCAGAUACACGGUCCCGUGAUCCUUAUCGAACUCCCCACGUUCGAGAAAUCUCUCUACGACCUGAUCAAGGGUCUUCGGAACCACAAGGGCGGGGAAGAUGAAUAUGUCCAGGAUUGCCUGCGGGAAUGCAAGGCCGAGAUCAAGUCGCAAGAUAUGGAUAAGAAGGCUACCGCGCUUCUCAAGCUCAUAUACUUGGAGAUGUUUGGGUAUGACAUGUCAUGGGCGGCUUUUAACGUCCUGGAAGUCAUGUCAUCUUCCAAAUAUCUUCAGAAGCGAGUGGGGUAUCUUGGAGCAGUGCAAAGCUUCCGGCCAGACACCGAGGUCCUGAUGUUGGCAACAAAUAUGCUCAAAAAGGAUAUCGUGUCUCCCAAUAUUCCAUCCUUGUCCCUGCCGCUCAUCACUCUCCCACAUAUCAUCACUCCUUCGCUGGCCAUGUCUCUGCUCCCGGAUAUAAUUUCUCGUCUUUCACACUCAAGCCCCGUGGUACGCAAGAAGACGAUCGUGUGUCUUUACCGGCUUGCAUUGGUAUACCCGGAAGCACUCAAGCUAUCAUGGCCCAAAAUCAAGGACCACUUGAUGGACGACCAGGAGGAUAUCAGCGUGACCACAGCGGCCAUCAAUGUUGUCUGUGAGCUCGGUUGGCGCCGACCACAAGAUUUUCUGCCUUUGGCACCACGACUUUUUGAGCUGCUCGUGGAUAGCGGCAAUAAUUGGAUGGCCAUCAAGAUAAUCAAGCUGUUUGCGACCUUGACUCCGCUAGAGCCUCGACUAACACGCAAACUUCUGCGACCGUUGACGAAUAUCAUUCAGACGACCUCGGCCAUGUCACUCUUAUACGAGUGUAUCAAUGGUAUCAUUCAGGGUGGUAUCCUCGACGGUGAAGAGAACCUACAAGAGAGAGAUGAGGUCGCUACGUUGUGCGUGGGAAAACUACGAGGGAUGAUAGUUAUAGACUCGGACCCCAACCUCAAGUACGUUGCUCUUCUUGCCUUGAACCGCAUCGUCACGACACACCCAAUGCUCGUGUCUGUGCAGCAAGAUGUGAUCAUGGACUGCCUGGACGAUCCAGAUGUGUCUAUACGCUUGCAGGCUUUGGAGCUUGCUGCUGGUAUCGUCACUAGUGACACCCUGCAACCAGUGGUGAACCGGUUAGUGAACCAACUUCAGCUGGCCUCGUUGUCAACGUCAAGGGACGCUCCGGACCCUGAAGCCGAUGCUUAUGCGAGAGCCGGAACUGAAAGCCCCGAGGGGCAAAGAGCAUCUAACGUGGGCCCUGACCCCAUAAUUGACUUGCCCAGUGAAUACCGAACCGAGGUCGUGAAUCGUGUGCUAGACGUCUGCUCGCAAGGCAACUACGCUGAGGUGAUCGACUUUGAGUGGUACGUGGGCAUUUUGGUCAAACUUGUCAGUCUACUCCCACCCUCGGGGCUAGAAGAGUAUUGGCAACAGCCUCAAACAGGUCAAUGGUCCAGCAACGGUUCGAAAACUACUGUUGCUUAUCGGAUUGGAUCAGAGAUCCGCAAUGUUGCUGUACGCGUCAGAGGAGUACGUCGGGAGGCCACCCGGUCAGCCGAGUCACUCCUGCUUGUUGAUAAUCGGUCGAUCCUGUUUCCAGCAGGCUCCAAUGUGGGUAUCGAUGUACUAGGCCCCGUGGCGUGGGUGGUUGGUGAGUAUGCAGAAUGUCUCGUGUCGCCUGACCGGACGCUGCAGUCACUGAUUGACCCAUCUAACACAUGUUUGGCGUCUGGAACGCUACAACUCUUCCUGCAGGCGAUACCGAAAGUGUUUGUCCAAUUGAACCGCACCUGGGAAGCCAGAGAUACAUGGAAGAGUGAACUGUCUCUUUUGCUGGCUCGAGUUGUGGAUUUCCUUGAGCUGUUAGCCGCCCACCCAGACCUGGAUGUUCAGGAGCGGGCCAUAGAAUUUCUAGAAGUCCUUCGCUUGGGUGCCGAGGCGAUGCACUCAAACUCGCAAGAAGUGCCAUUCCUUCUCGCCUCCAUCAUUCCCAGCUUGUUUGAGGGUCUGGAACUGAAUCCCGUGGCACUGAGUGCUCAGAAAAAAGUCGUUUUACCUCCAAGUUUGCGCCUGGAUGAGGCAUUCCAUGAUGACCUACCGGGCCUUUUCCGCAACGUGGACCGUUCGAUGCUCGAUGUGGACACCCGGAGUACCUUGCAGGACUUUUACCAUGUCCCGGAUCUUUCUCCGCCUGUCAACAAGCCGUUGUACGAAUCGGCCCCCGUUGAGAUGCACCUUGACUCAUCAUACCAAAAUACCCUCGGCAGACCGAUGGAAUACCCAUCCGUCUUGGAAAAGAAAAAGGUUGAGCGCAGGGAACGUUUCAGAGAUGACCCAUUCUACAUUGCCCCCGGUAGUUCAUCAGGCACGUCCACGCCGAUUCAUGACGUGUUCAAGUCGACCAAUGGAGAUGCAUUGGACAUUGAUUCAAUUCCAAUUGUCGAUUUGAAACUGGAUGAAGGACAGCAGGGUCGGUUUGAUCGGGACCCUCUUAUGAGUCGUCGAAUCUCUCCGAGGAAAAUGGAGGUUGCCACCGAUGAAACAUUCGGGUCUGAUGACACUCCGUUACACGAUGGGUUGGCCGGAAUUACUGGUGGGUCUACUAGCUCUAAGCGUUCUCUACUUCAGGUGGACUCUAGCGGUCUCGGUCAGCUUUCACUGGGAAGGAAUGGGGAUAGAGACGCGGUUGUGGCCGGAGAUGAGGGUGACGCUGAAAUGAAGAAAGCGAUGCAGAACGUGGAACAGAUGCGACUGCAUAUGCAGCGAGCAUCGGAGCGUAUUCAAUUAGAGGGGACCCCCGCCGAGGGCACUCUCGUGAAGAAGAAGAAAAGCAAGAAGAAGCUCAAGGAUGGCGAUGCUGACAAGACAGAGCGCUCUCGGGUCCGGGGAAAGAAGAAGAAAAAGGAGGCUGCAUGA